Molecule: messenger RNA, 3930 nt
Organism: Lepus europaeus (European hare)
Lineage: Eukaryota; Metazoa; Chordata; Mammalia; Lagomorpha; Leporidae
Product: acyl-coenzyme A thioesterase 1-like
Exons: 3
Coding region: 27-1292 (421 amino acids)
Biological process (GO): acyl-CoA metabolic process; fatty acid metabolic process
Molecular function (GO): fatty acyl-CoA hydrolase activity
Source: RefSeq, a predicted model, not a curated record
UAGUGUCCCCUUUUCUCCAAAUUAGAAUGGCGGCGUCGGUGAGCGUGGAGCCCGCGGGCCCCAGCUGCUGGGACGAGCCGCUGCGCAUCGCCGUGCGCGGCCUGGCCCCCGAGCAGCCCGUCACGCUGCGCGCGUCCCUGCGCGACGAGAAGGGCGCGCUCUUCCGGGCCCACGCGCGCUACUGCGCCGACGCCGGCGGCGAGCUGGACCUGGCGCGCGCGCCCGCGCUGGGCGGCAGCUUCGCGGGGCUCGAGCCCAUGGGGCUCCUCUGGGCCCUGCAGCCCGACAGGCCCUUCUGGCGUCUGACGAAGCGGGACGUGCGGACGCCGCUGGCCGUGGAGCUGGAGGUGCUGGACGGCCACGGCCCGGAGCCCGGGCAGCUCCUGGCCCGCGCGCUGCUGGAGCGCCGCUUCCUGCCGCCGGGGGUGCGGCGCCAGCCGGUGCGCGCGGGCCGGGUGCGCGCCUCGCUCUUCCUGCCGCCAGGCCCCGGGCCCUUUCCUGGCAUUGUGGACAUGUUCGGAACUGGAGGUGGCCUCCUGGAGUAUCGAGCCAGCCUGCUGGCUGGCAAGGGCUUUGCUGUCAUGGCUCUGGCUUAUUACAACUAUGACGACCUCCCCAAGAGCAUGGACACCCUCCACCUGGAGUACUUUGAAGAGGCCGUGAACUACCUGCUCAAUCACCCUCAGGUGAAAGGCCCAGGGAUUGGGCUGCUUGGACAUUCCAAAGGGGGUGAACUCGCUCUUGCCAUGGCCUCUUUCCUGAAGGGCAUCACAGCUGCUGUCAUAAUCAACGGUUCCAUAGCUAAUGCUGGGGGGACCUUACACUACAAGGACGUGACCCUGCCCCCUACAGGGACCAACAGACGUCGAAUCAAGAUGACCAAAGAAGGCUUUGCAGAUGUUGUGGAUGUCCUGAACAGCCCUUUGGAAGGGCCUGACCAGAAGAGCCUAAUUCCUGUGGAGAGGUCUGAGUGCACCUUCCUGUUCCUUGUAGGUCAGGAUGACCACAACUGGAAGAGUGAGUUCUACGCCAAUGAGGCCUCUAAACGCCUCCAGGCCCAGGGGAAGGCAAAGCCCCAGAUCAUCUGUUACCCAGAGACAGGGCACUACAUCGAGCCCCCGUACUUCCCCCUGUGCCGGGCUUCCCUGCACGCCUUGGUGGGCGGUCCUGUGUUCUGGGGAGGGGAGCCCAGGGCUCAUGCUGUGGCCCAGGUAGAUGCUUGGAAGCAACUCCAGACUUUCUUCCACAAGCACUUGGGUGGCAAAGAGAGGAAAGUCCCCGCAAAACUAUAAUUUUUAUUUGAUUGUGUAGCAUCUCCUGGGACUAGCCGCCAGAAUUAGUAUAUAUUCUUUUUCUUGUGAAUAACUACUUAGACUCCCCCAUCCUACUGUUAAAUUGAACUUGCCAAUAAGAAUGAGCUUUUAAAUGUUUUAUAAAUUGCACGUCUCAUCAGUGUGGGAGGGAGUGAUUGUGCAGAAAACAUGAGAGGUGAUAAAAGCAUACCUCUUACUAUUGCACACAUGCCACCAACAAGGCUUCACUCAGAAAGGAAGGGGAGCGCUGAUUAUCAGUGCCUGCUCCACAACUGGAGUUCAAUAAUUAUUUGCUGGGGGGCCAGCAUUGUGGUAUAGCAGGUAAAUAUGUCACCUGCAGUGCCAGCGUCCCUUAUGGGCACCAGUUUGUGUCCCAGCCAUUCCACUUCUGAUCCAGCUCCCUGCUAAUGGCCUGGAAAGGCAGUGGAAAUUGGCCCAAAUGCUUGGGGACCCUGUACCCACAUGGGAAACCUGGUUGAAGCUCUUGGCUUUGGUGGGCCACCCCUGGCCAUUGUGGCCAUUCGGGGAGUGAACCAGCAAAUGGAAGAUUUUUUCUCUCUCUCUCCCACUGUCACUGUCACUGUCACUCUCGCUCACUCUCUAACUCUUUCAAACAAAAUAAAUAAAUGAUUUUUUAAAAAAAGUAUUAUUUGCUAAAUGACUGAAUAAUAGAGAAGUAAUUGCCUACUGUAAAAGAAAGGCAUCACAGUUACCCCUUCUUAUCUGUGGAUUCCAAAUCUGUGGCUUAAACCAACCACAGAUGGAAAAUUUUCAAAAAACCACAUGAAAUAUUGUUCUUAGUAUACAAGCACAGACUUUUUUCUUGUUAUUGAUCCCCCAAAUAAUGUAGUAAAACACUAUUUCCAUAGCAUUUUCAUUGUUUGAGUUGUCCUUUGUAAUCUAGAGCUUUUAAAAUACCCAGAAAUGACUGCAAAUAUUGAAGCUGUUUUAAUAUCAGAUUUGAGUUUCUACUUUAUAAAUAGAAGUAACAUCUUAGCUAUAAAGCAAUUACUAGUUAUAUAUGAACUACUAAACAUUUUCAAAGUUUCAGUCCUUUGACAACUUCUCUUUGGAUAAAGAUUCUCCUAGCAAACAAAUUUUGCUGUUUUCUUUAUACACAUGGACCUUAUGAUCUAGUUUUUAUAAAAACUCAAGAAAUUAUUUAGGUGAAAUAUGUAAGUGAUUUUAACAAUGAUAAACAUGAUUGGGCCAGCGCCGUGGCUCACUUGGUUAAUCCUCUACUUUGUGGCGCCGGAACCCCAUAUGGGUGCCGGGUUCAAGUUCCGGUUGCUCCUCUUCCAGUCCAGCUCUCUGCUGUGGCCCGGGAGGGCAGUGGAGGAUGGCCCAAGUGCUUGGGCCCCUGCGCCCACAUGGGAGACCAGGAAGAAGCACUUAGCUUCGGAUCGUUGCAGCGCCGGCCGUGGCGGCCAUUUGGAGAGUAAACCAAUGGAAGGAAGACCUUUCUCGUGGUCUCUCUCUCUGUCUAUAACUCUACCUGUUAAAUAAAUUUUUAAAAAUGAUAAGCAUGAAAAUAAUUUAAUAUUCGUGUUAUAAAUGUCCACAAUAAAAUUUGUGUUGUUACACCUGCAUCCCAAAUUGGAAUGCUUGGCUUGGGUCCCUGCUCCUCCACCUACAGUCCUGCUGUUGCACACCCUGGGAGGUAGCAGAUGAUGGCUUGAGUGAUGGGGUCCCUACCACAAAUGUGGGACAUCAGGAAUGAUUUCCUGGCUCCUGACUUCAGCCUAGCCCAGCCCUAGCUGUUACAGGAAUUUGAAGAGUGACAAGGAAGUGGAAGAUAUGUCUCGUUCUUUGCAUUUUAAAUAAAGAAAAACUUAACAUGAUUAUUGUGUUUUGUUUCCUUGUUGACUUUCUUUAGCGAGUAGGUGUUUGGCAUCCUACACAGAGAGGGAUGGCCUGCCUCUUCUCUCUUAGUGUAACUCUGACUUUCAGAUAAAUAAAUCAAUCUUGAAAAAAAAAAGAAGAAGAAGAAGAAGAAGAAAGAAAGGCAGAAGCAGAGAGAGAGAGAGAGAGAGAGAGAGAGAGAGAGAGAGAGAGAGAGGUCUUCCAUCUGCUGGUUCCUCCCCAGAUGGCCACUAUGGCUGGAGCUACGCCAAUCUGAAGCCAGGAGCCAGGAGAGUCUUCCAGGUCUGCCAUGUGCGUGCAGGGUCCCAAGAACUUGGGACAUCUUCCACUGCUUUCCCAGGUCAUAGCAGAGAGCUGGAUUGGAAAUGGAGUGGCCGGAUCUCAAACCAGCGCCCACAUGGAAUGCCAGCACUGCAGGCAGCGGCAUUAUCUGGUACACUACAGCGCAGGCCCUGUGAUUAAUUUUUAAUUAAAAAAAAAUUGCUAUGGCAGGUGUUUAGCCUAUUUGUUGGAAUCCCCCAAAUUCCAUAUUCGAGUACCUGGGUUCAAAUCCUGUCUCUGGCCCCUGACUCCAGAUUUCUGCUAAUGCAGAAGCUGGGAAGCAGGAGUGAUGACUCAAGUGACUGGGUUCCUGACCCUAUGUGGGAGAUCUGGAUUAAGUCCCCAGUCCUGACUUUGGCCUAGCCCAGCAUUUGGGCAGUGAACCAGUGGACAGCAGCUGUCCCUGUGUAUGUGUGUGUCUAUCUCUGUUUCU